AUGGUGUUCCGGAGCGAGGAGAUGUGUCUGGCGCAACUGUUCCUGCAGUCCGGCUCUGAAUAUGACUGUAUCAGUGAGCUGGGAGAACUGGGGCUGGUCGAGUUCCGAGAUCUCAACCCGAGUGUCAGCUCGUUCCAGCGGCGCUUCGUCAGCGAAAUCAAGAGAUGCGAUGAGAUGGAGAGGAUUCUGGGUUAUCUGCUGAGGGAAAUCCAGAAGGCUCAUAUAGCCGUUCCAGAGGAGGAUGAGAGUCCACUGGCCCCCCCUCCCAGACAAGUCCUGGAGAUCAUGGAGCAGCUCCAGCGGCUGGAGAUGGAGCUGAGCGAGGUGGCGAAGAACAAGGAGAAGCUGCAGCGGAACCUCCUGGAGCUCACCGAGUACACGCACAUGCUGAAGAUCACGCGGACCUUCAUCCACAGCCGCUCCAGACACGAGGCUAUUGGUCCCCAGUAUGAAGAAUUCCCCACUAUGGAGACCGACUCGGUGAGUGGAUGCACCGGUAUGCAAAGACUUGGAGCCAAACUGGGGUUUGUGUCGGGUCUUAUCCAGCGGGUGAAGGUCGAGGCCUUCGAGCGCAUGUUGUGGAGAGUGUGUAAAGGUUACACCAUCCUCAGCUACGCAGAGUUGGAUGAGAACCUCACCGAUCUCGACACGGGUGAGAUAAGCAAAAGUGUCGUGUUUCUCAUCUCUUUCUGGGGAGACCAGAUCGGACAGAAAGUUCAAAAGAUCUGCGACUGUUACCACUGCCACCUCUAUCCACACCCUGAGAACGAUGAGGAGCGGGCGGAUGUGUUGGACAGUUUAAAGACUCGCAUCCAGGACCUCAACAGUGUGCUGCACCGCACUGACGACUACUUGAGGCAGGUUCUGCAGAAGGCGUCAGAGUCGGUCUACACCUGGGUGGUGCAGGUGAAAAAGAUGAAGGCCAUCUACCACAUCCUUAACAUCUGCAGCUUCGACGUCACCAACAAGUGUCUGAUCGCUGAAGUGUGGUGUCCCGUCAGUGACCUGGCAAACCUGCGGGGGGCGCUAGAAGAGGGAGCAAGAAAAGGUGAUGCCACUGUCCCAUCCUUUGUGAACCGCAUCCCGAGCAACGACCCUCCACCGACCAUGCUAAGAACCAACAAGUUCACAUCUGGGUUUCAGAGCAUUGUGGAGGCUUAUGGGGUGGGGGACUAUCGCGAGGUAAGCCCAGCUCCCUUCACCAUCAUUACGUUCCCCUUCCUGUUCGCCGUGAUGUUCGGUGACCUUGGACACGGGAUGGUAAUGAGCCUCUUUGCCUUGUGGAUGGUGCUGACGGAGAAAAAGCAGAAGAAGAAACGCUCCAACAACGAGAUCUGGACUACGUUUUUCAACGGGCGUUACAUCAUCCUGAUGAUGGGGCUUUUCUCCAUCUACACCGGGCUCAUUUACAACGACUGCUUCUCCAAGUCGCUCAACAUAUUCGGCUCCGGCUGGAGCGUGAAGGCUAUGUUCACAAAUCAGCAGUGGACAAACAAAACGCUGAGAACAAACGCUGUGCUCACGUUGGACCCGAACGUCAGUGGUGUUUUCUUUGGACCGUACCCAUUUGGAAUUGAUCCUAUAUGGAACCUGGCUGUGAACCGACUGUCCUUCCUCAACUCGUACAAGAUGAAGAUGUCCGUUGUCAUCGGCGUCAUCCACAUGAGCUUUGGAGUGGUGCUGAGUGUCUUCAAUCACUUGCACUUCCGACAGAAAUUCAACGUAUAUCUGCUGUUCCUGCCGGAGAUGCUCUUCCUGCUCUGUCUCUUUGGCUACCUGGUCUUCAUGAUUAUCUACAAGUGGUUGGCGUUCGGCGCCCGGGAUUCCAGCCAGGCUCCGAGCAUCCUCAUCCACUUCAUCAACAUGUUCGUCAUGCAGGGGAAUGAUAUCGCUCCUCUCUUCCCAGGACAGAUCGGGCUGCAAAUCUUCUUGGUUGUAGUAGCGAUGCUGUCGGUUCCUGUGCUGCUGUUAGGAAAGCCUCUCUACUUGUACUGGCUGUAUCGUGGAGGCAAAGGCCUGCGCAGACGCAGAGGUUAUGAGAGGGUGAGGCGUGUCAGUGAGGAUGAAAAUUCCACAGCACCAGCCUAUGAAGAUGAUGAAGAGGAGGGAUUUGACGAAAUCACCGACAGAGAAGCUCUCCCCAAAGAGUUCGACUUUGCAGAUGUGCUCCUGCACCAGGCCAUUCACACCAUAGAGUACUGCCUGGGCUGCAUUUCCAACACUGCUUCCUACCUGCGUCUCUGGGCCCUCAGCUUGGCUCACGCCCAGCUGUCAGAGGUGUUGUGGUCCAUGGUGAUGCGUCUGGGUCUGAGGGUCACCACGAGAGUCGGGGUCGUGUUCCUGGUGCCUGUGUUUGGCCUCUUUGCCGUGCUCACCGUGUCCAUCCUGCUCGUCAUGGAAGGCUUGUCGGCGUUCCUCCAUGCUCUCCGCCUCCACUGGGUGGAGUUCCAGAACAAAUUCUACCACGGAACCGGCGUCAAGUUCAUUCCCUUCGACUUCUCCCUCCUGCCGUCUGUCUUUGAACAAGAUGGCUUACUUUAA
Limanda limanda (common dab) is the source of this 2541-nucleotide messenger RNA. It is a transcript of the gene atp6v0a2a, whose product is annotated as ATPase H+ transporting V0 subunit a2a. Gene Ontology annotation, cellular component: plasma membrane; vacuolar proton-transporting V-type ATPase complex; vacuolar proton-transporting V-type ATPase, V0 domain. The record is from RefSeq and is a predicted model, not a curated record. Gene Ontology annotation, biological process: proton transmembrane transport; vacuolar acidification. Gene Ontology annotation, molecular function: ATPase binding; proton-transporting ATPase activity, rotational mechanism. Lineage: Eukaryota; Metazoa; Chordata; Actinopteri; Pleuronectiformes; Pleuronectidae. The transcript is spliced from 20 exons. Bases 1 to 2541 code for a protein of 846 amino acids.